UUUAAGCUUAGAUUUCUUGAUCAUUCCAGGUAUGUCGGGUCCUCAAAUAGCUGCAGCGACCAGUGCAACACUUGUAGGCGCGAUAAUACUUCUCACGGUAGCUUUCCUCAUCACCAAAUUUUGCCGAAAGAAGAAACUGCAAAAGAAUGAUGCGUCAAUAUUGCCAGUGAAGACUAGCAGUAGUGAUGGAACUCCACCAAAUUUUUCUUCCAAAAGUGAAGGCUCGGCGACUGAAGCAGAACCAAUCGAGAGGUUCCUUGAUGAAGUACUUAGAGACAGACCUGUGAGAUUCACACCCCAGCAGCUUAUAGCUUUUACUGAGAACUAUUCAGUAAAGCUUGGCUCAGGUGGCUUUGGUGAAGUCUACAAAGGGCAAUUCCCCGGCGGAAUGCAUAUAGCAGUUAAAGUCUUAAAAGCGGGCAUGGACAAGAGAGCCGAGGAGCAGUUCGUGGCCGAGGUCGGAACGAUCGGUCGAACCUGCCACAUUAAUCUUGUCAGGCUCUACGGGUUCUGCUUCGACAAAGCACUCAAAGCACUUCUCUACGAGUUCAUGGAAAAUGGCUCGUUAGAUCACUACAUAUUUGACGAGCAAAAUAGGCUCGAGUGGCCGAAGCUGCAUGAGAUUGCCAUUGGAACGGCGAAAGGAAUCCAGUACUUGCACGACGAUUGCCACCAAAAGAUAGUGCACUACGAUAUAAAACCCGCCAACGUCCUUCUCAGUAGAGACUUAAUUCCCAAGGUUGCGGAUUUCGGUUUAGCGAAGCUGUGUGAAAGGGAUAGUGACAGUUACAACAACAUGACGCUCAACGCGGCGAGAGGGACUCCGGGGUAUGCCGCUCCCGAACUGUGGAAGCCGUUUCCGGUCACCCACAAGUGCGACGUGUAUAGUUUCGGCAUGCUUCUAUUCGAGAUACUCGGGAGGCGAAAGAACCUCGACCCUAAGCAAAGCGAGAGCAAAGAGUGGUUUCCGAGAUGGGUGUGGGAGAAGAUUGAGAAGGGAGAUAUGGAGAGCAUACUAUCGCUGUCGGGGAUAUCCGAGGAGGAUAGAGAGAGGGGAGAGAGGAUGUGUAAGGUAGCGUUGUGGUGUGUUCAGUACGAGGCGGAGGCGAGGCCUUCGAUGAGUAGUGUGGUGAGGAUGUUGGAGGGGGAGGUUGAGAUCGAUCCCCCUCUGAAUCCUUUUCUUUAUCUGACUCAAUCUGAAGUACUAGUAAACUCAGAUCAGUGGACUGGGACUGCAACAAACGACUUAACUUGGACUGGGACUGCAACAAACGAUUUAACUAGUAAGGGAACUAGUAAGGAUCAACGGUGAACGGGAGAGUUCAUGAAAAUGGAUUCUUAUACAUAUUAUAGAUAUUGAUAUUGUUAUUCUUACAUUGAUUUUGUUA
Ananas comosus (pineapple) is the source of this 1388-nucleotide messenger RNA. Its product is annotated as rust resistance kinase Lr10-like. Gene Ontology annotation, biological process: protein phosphorylation. Gene Ontology annotation, molecular function: protein kinase activity; ATP binding. The transcript is spliced from 2 exons. Bases 32 to 1312 code for a protein of 426 amino acids. The record is from RefSeq and is a predicted model, not a curated record. Lineage: Eukaryota; Viridiplantae; Streptophyta; Magnoliopsida; Poales; Bromeliaceae.